Bemisia tabaci is the source of this 5631-nucleotide messenger RNA. RefSeq names its product homeobox protein araucan. Gene Ontology annotation, cellular component: nucleus. The record is from RefSeq and is a predicted model, not a curated record. Lineage: Eukaryota; Metazoa; Arthropoda; Insecta; Hemiptera; Aleyrodidae. Gene Ontology annotation, molecular function: DNA-binding transcription factor activity, RNA polymerase II-specific; RNA polymerase II cis-regulatory region sequence-specific DNA binding. Gene Ontology annotation, biological process: neuron differentiation; regulation of transcription by RNA polymerase II; cell development.
AAAAAGCCCAUUUUUUCUUAGUUCAUUGCUAAUAUGCCACGAGUGCUGUUAUCACAACGUGUUUUCUCAUUCUAUCCGGGAUUACAACCGCGCAUCAUUACCUAAAUCAGUGUGCAAUUUUUUAAGUGCUUAAUUCGCAAUUUUUAGCUAAUUUUGUCUUAUUUGAAGGGAUUUUACUCAUAAUGCCAAGGGCAAGUUUUUUUGGAUCAUUUACUAAUAUGUGUUAAUUUAAAAUAACGACAAGAAUUUGAAUAUUCUGUAUCCGUUUUCAAAAUAGGCUUCUUUAAGUUGCCUUUUUCGACACAUCGGAGUGAUGUGAGUGCGUCCUAAAAAUGAGCGCAGAAACAAACUUUCUAUCAAUUGAAGGAGCUUCCAAGGAAAAUUUCAAAGAUGUGAAGUGAUAUAGUGAUUGGAAACGCUUUGCUCAAACGUGCUCAAAAGUUCAACUCCUAAGUGCUUCAGAGUUUUAUUUGAGCUUUGGAAUGUUUUACACUUGAAAGUCGAGCGGAAGUUUGAUUUAUAGUGAUUAUAACACAAGAGAACUCGAACCGUUCUUGCAGAAAUGAAUGACAGAAACCGAUGGCGUUCGAUUUUCUUAUUCUAUUUCCAUUUUCAUUUCUCGUUUUCGUCUCAAUUUUUGUGAAAUUGGAUAUCGCAGACGGAUAUUUGUCGACGGGAAAGUGUGUGUCGGGAAUUCCCGGAAAACAUAAAAAACUGCGAAAAUCUGUCUCUUAAUCGCUUUAAGCGAUAUUUCAAUGAUCGCCAACUUGUAUACUCGUGAUGGAAUUGUGUUAUGAAGACGUUACUGCACGACUGAACUGAAUGGCAAAUUUAUGAAGGUGUAAAAUUAUGGACGGGGAUCAUUGGCACCACCACACUCACCUCCAUACGGGAGCCCUUUAUCACGAAGGGGAGGACCCUGGACCCAGCGGGCACCUUCCUGAGGAAUACAUCCAUCCGAAUGAGCUGCUGGUGUCGGGGCAGCCCGGGAGCUCGGUGUCCCCUCCGGCGGGCGCAGGUGCCGGGAGUGGUGUAUCCACGGGGGCGGUGUCCCCCUCGGGCUCGGCCAGCAACUCCUGUUGCGAGAAUGGGCGCCCCAUCAUGACCGACCCCGUCUCCGGGCAAACCGUCUGCUCGUGUCAACUAGCUCUUCCUUCCUACCCCAGGCUCUCCGCCUCCACGCCCGCUGUUUACGGCACCCCGUACCCCUCCACGGAUCAAAACCCCUACCCUAGUAUAGAUAGUUCUGCCUUUUAUUCGCCUUUGAGUAAUCCUUACGCUUUAAAAGAUGGUAAUGCCCCUGGCGACAUGGGAGCGUGGACCAGCGCUGGCCUUCAACCUUCAACAGGGUACUACCCUUACGACCCAACGUUAGCUGCCUACGGUUACGGUGCGGGCUACGACCUCGCCGCGCGGCGGAAGAACGCAACCCGGGAGUCAACGGCGACGCUAAAGGCGUGGCUCAACGAGCACAAGAAGAACCCGUACCCGACGAAGGGGGAGAAGAUCAUGCUGGCCAUCAUCACCAAGAUGACGUUGACGCAGGUCUCCACGUGGUUCGCCAACGCCCGGCGGCGGCUCAAGAAGGAGAACAAAAUGACCUGGGAGCCCAAGAACAAAACCGACGACGAUGAUGACGCCGUCCUCUCCGACUCGGACGAGAAAGAAAAGGAUGAUCUCCUGCUCGACGAUGAGAAACGGAAAGACUCGAUGCUGCACGUGAAAUCGGAGCACCACCACCUGGAAGAGGAAGAGGACUUGGAGGAUGAGCGGAAAUCGAACGAGGUGAUGAUGGGGAGCCACAACCCGCACCACCUCCACCACCACCCGCACCACAUGCUCCACCCGCACAUGAUGGUCAAGGAGGAGAUGAGCAAAGGCGACUGCGGGAUCCCGAUCCCGCCGACGAAGCCGAAAAUCUGGUCACUGGCCGACACGGCCGCCUGCAAGACGCCGCCCCCGGCCCAGCAGCAGCCGCCCUGGUGCAGCGGGCCCCAGGGCCCCGGCGGCUCCGGCAUGAACGGUUUCGCCCUCCCCUCGGCCAGCAUGUCCCCCUCGACGGGCGGCGCCCCUUCGGUCCCCGUCUCCACCUCCCCCUACUCUAGGUACGGCUGCUUCUUAGACAGGUAUCCCAGUAGCCACGGGCCCUCCGGGACGGGGUUCCCAGACGUCCAGACCGACACCCCUCCCCAGACGCCACCAAAUAUGAAACUACCUAUUAUCUCAAAUAACAAUAAUUCUAAUACUAGUAAUAAUAAUUCGUGCCUAAGCCAUCAGUCACCCACGCAGGCUGGCUAUAGUAGUAGUAGUGUCAAUUCGCAACCGACGCCGCAGCAGCAGCAACCCGGGAGCUAUUCCAGCUACGGGCCCAGGCUACACCCGCAGCAGUCCCAGUCGCCGAAGAAGGAGCGGACCGAGCUGGCCGGCCCCCCCGGCCCCGGGAUUUACCACCAGCAACAAAUCCCCCCCUCGGGGCCGCCGCCCCCCACCGCCACCCAGUCCCCCAACGAGUCCACCGCAUUCAAACCCUUUUACAAGAGUCCACAAUCAAUGAAUGGCGGAUACGUCUCUCCAGUUUAGUCUAAGUGUUAGCCCGUAUAAUCGAAUGGCUGCAAAGACAACGAAAUUCGUGCACCAAGGAAAAUAAUUUUGAGUUUGUUUGAACUUGAUAUCAAGGCGUUACAAUCAGCAACUUCUUAUUAUUAGUUAAUUGGUUCUACCGGAACGGAUACCAAGCUUGAAGAAUCCAGCCGAGUUAGACACACUUCAGCAAGAUACGACCCAUGAAAACUAUCAAAGAAUCAAGAUAUAGAGCCUCAAAUGGAAGUAAAUUUCAUCGAGUGAUUGAAUUUGAAAUGUCAAGAUUUUAGGGAACAUACUUAUUACUUUAAUUUUUAAGUAUGAAUAUGAAUGAGAAGGAAAACUAAAUAAUAUCGCACGCACGGAAUGACGUAUUCUUAAAAUUUCUGGUCAUUGUGUGGCUUGCUUUGAAUAUGGUUUUGUAGUCAUUAUUGUAAUUUUAAAAUUAUUGAGAAACGAAAGCGUAAUAGCUGAACAAUAAUUGAUUUAGGGCCAUGCAAAUCAAACAACUUGAAAAAUCUCUAAAACUUUGUGUUAAACAUGCUUCUGACUCCAUCGAUCCGAGUAAUAUCAAUCAAUGAGAAAAAGGUCAUCUGUUCAGCGUAGGUAAUUAUAACCACAGGUGUGCACCUUUAUUUCGUAGGUCAGAUCUGCACAUCAUUCGAUCAUAUUAGUGCAAUAUUUCAAUCAAUAUGGUCAUGAUGAAGGAGGAUAUGACUUUGAUGUACACACGAUUGUAAAACUAUCAGAAAAUAGGAAUACUGGGGGUGUGCAAAACUCUAUCGAUUGAGGAAACAAUUCUCAUUGAUUGUAUCAAAAAUUUAUCAUAGGAGGCUGUAAAAUAAAAUCCGAGAUUUGUGUGUUUGAGAAUCACACCUAUGUACAUGAUUCUCAGAUUUUUCCCGAGUCCAUCAACAUUAAGUUAAUUUUCGUUUGAGUAAAGAAAACCAAUGAAUAAAAUCAACAAAUGUCAUCGCUAAUUCAUGAAAAUGUGAGUAAAAUUCAGUUUAACGACUAAUGGCCGUUAUUUUACCAGAAUCUCAUGGUGUUUUGCUGUUUUGUGACGAUCUAUAUCUAUUUUACAAUCUUGCCUGUCUUAAUUUGGGUCCAUACAUAACUUGGAGAUUUCAGCUCAUCCUAUAACAAAAAUCGCUUUUCCACUCAAAAUUGUGUCCAAAAUACACAACAUGACGUAUCAAAACUUCAUCUUUGAAAUGAGAAAGCAAAAGGUUGAGAGAUUUGCCAAUGACAAGAUCUUCUAAUUCAGAAAAAGUAAACUUUGUUUCGUGUUCAAUAUAUUUUGCAAUGGUAAAAUAUACGUACAUAUCUUUUAAAAUAGGGACGUGGAGGAAACCUACUCGUUGAUAAUUUUAGGGUUUGGAGCUGAUGCGUAUGAAAUCUCUCUAAGGCACGCGACCAGACUUUGAUGCUAUUGCCUAAAUCACCACUGUUCCUACUUAGUGGCUAUGAAUGUUGCAUACAAGGUAACAUGAAGGCGCUGUUACAGGGGCCGUCCUAGGUUCCCAAUAAUAUGAAAUUGCUCUGAUGAGUAACACGGAGUAGAAGACCACGAUGCAAGGGCGGUAAGGGACCGGCUUCAGCACCCCUCUUGUUUCGGCGUCCAGUGCAGUGGCACUGCUUGCACUACCCUAAAACCACCGCUGGAGUUAUUAAUAAAGCCUUUCUAUUAUCAAAUUAACAAAUCAUCGGGUCUCAACACGUAGUUUUCGCUCCUGUGUAAAGUGUCCUGCUCCAGCCUCAGCGAGAGUCACAUCUGUUCCCUAAUUAAAUUGAACUAUCAGUUACUGCAAUAUGUUACCCUUGCGAGGCUCUGCUCCCUUCUUCCACCCUUAAAAAACUUCAUCUUUUAAUUUUCAUCAACGCCUUGGCCUCCAACCCUUUAUUUCCGCGUUUUGCGCCUUCCCUAUGUGGAUGCAAUAUCGUCAGUGCAAAAUGCGGAUCUACGGAAUUAAUUUUAAUUUAUAUUACGCUGGGUGUCAUGGAUAUGUAAAUUGCAAGCAAUUUAAACUCUUUUCUUUGUAACAAUUUUAUUUGAAAUAUUAGGGAAUUUUAUUCUCAUCGAUUGUAUACUCUAUAUGAAUGGCACUGUAAGUUAUUAUUUGAAUUAUGUUGCAAACUUUUUCCUCAAUUUCUCUCAACUUUAUGGGACUCCAUAAAUAUUUCUAACCAUUUUGGUCAAGAGUAUUUUAUUGUAACCCAACAUUUUUAUCUCAUAGAAUCGUUGUCAAGUUUAUUGUAUCAAAGAUGUCUCGUUCUGCAAAGUAUAUAGUUCAAAUUCAUUCAGUUAAACAUUAAAUUCCUCUCUACGUGGCAUUAGGGGAAAAAGGCAAACUUUCUCUCUCAACAAUCUUAAGCACAGUUCCUAAGACGAUAAAAUUACGAGCUUUGUAGCUUUUCAGUGUGUUCAAAAAGUGUUGGAAAAAUAGAUACAUGGAAACACAACAAAAUUCUUAAGUAGAUUAUGAUGAGAAAAUGUCCCGUUAUUUGUUUCAACUACUAUUCUUUUUGUGAUGGUUAGCGUGACAUUUUUUAUAAAUAUUUCAAAGGGCAAUUCCUUUCGGUGAAUUGUGUGGAAUAUGUUGCGUAUAUUCAUUUCGCUAUUUUUUUCAACUUUCCACUUUUAUGCAUUUAUUUUCUGGUCACAUACGUGUUCAAGAAAAUACCAGUUGAGGUCAAAUAUUUUAAUUUUUUUUUUACAAUAUUGGAAAAAUCUGAAAAGUUCUCAAGAAUGGACAUAGAGCGUAUACAAAAUGAUACCCGAUCAGAAAUUCGAAAUGAAUGAGCUUUUAUCUUCAGGUAUAUUGAAAGUAUCAAAAAAUAUCCACCAUUCAAUGAACUCAUUUAUUCAUUAAGUAACAAGGUGGUUAUUCGUUAGGUUAGAUUAUUUAUUAUGUAAACGUUUUUUUUUUUUUCAACUAAAUUUUUGAUGCCAAUCAAACAUACUCAAAAUGUCUUAUUUACUUGGGGGCAAUAUGUUUUUUGAAAUGAGAUAACAGAGAAUACGGAGAGGUCAGAAAAUUAAUUGAAACA